Vespa velutina is the source of this 2896-nucleotide messenger RNA. RefSeq names its product trafficking protein particle complex subunit 12. The record is from RefSeq and is a predicted model, not a curated record. Gene Ontology annotation, molecular function: protein binding. Gene Ontology annotation, cellular component: TRAPP complex; Golgi apparatus. The coding region runs from base 338 to 1909 and encodes 523 amino acids. The transcript has a single exon. Lineage: Eukaryota; Metazoa; Arthropoda; Insecta; Hymenoptera; Vespidae.
UUGGUAGUUCUGAUUGGUAUUAUUAUAUGUCAAUCUUUUGUCGUCGAUAUGUAAUUUUUAGAAAGAAUAAAAGAGAGUUUAUUUAUUAUCAUUUUGACUUAAUGUUAAUAGAACUUUUUAUUAAAUAUUUAAUGAAUAUAUUCUUUCGUGUAAAUGCAACUACAGCGCCUCUCUCGUCUAUAUUAAAAUUAACCGUACAGUAAGAAUCGAAUAUUUUGCAAAGUAAAUAUGAAAUAAUUGUUUGAUUAAUUUUACGCGAACGAGUUCUUACAAAGUUCAUAUUAUUUAAUAUUCUUAUAUCACUGGCAAUAUUACAAUUAAUCGUUGUUUAAAGAAAAUGGCCGAGAGUAAUAACAAAAUGUCAAAGGAUGUUUCCUCUGUGUCAGAAGAUACCGAUGAAAAGACGACAGAUAUUAGUCGUUACUUUAAUAAUGCACCACGUACAAUUUUUGACGAUAUCGUGGCACCGAAUGAACAAAACUAUUUUAAUACUGUAUCAGACUCUGAGGAUGUUUCAAGGUUUAAUUCACUUUUAAAUUGUGCAACGAAUGAUUUGUUUUCUGUAGAUACUUUAUUAGAUAAUGAUCGAAUCUCGGAUCAUACGACGCACAAUAAUUUACAUAGAGAUACUUGGAUACCAUCGGAACGUACUCGUAAAAUUUUACGAUCCAUUGCUACAUCCACAGUAGGUACUACUUUUCUCGAGAGAGACAAUUUAACAAUGCCAGGAUUGGCGUUGCAAGGAGAUAUGCCGGAUUUAAUAAAAACUGCUGUCACCCAUUUUCUUGGGGAAGAUGAAGAGAUGCAAAGAAAUGUACUUACCGCCUCAGAUGUCACACAAGACGAACGUGGACUGAGAAAAUUAAUACAAACUGGUUGUUAUAGAGCUGCCAUUAAUUUAUCUGGAAGACUUAUUUCCAUCUAUGCUCAAGGUUAUGGAAAAAUAAAUCAAUCAAGUAAACAUACUCCACAUUCUUUAUAUUUAUGGUAUACGAGACUUUCCUUAUUAGCAAAGUUAAAACAAAAUGAAUUAUUAGAAAAAGAAUCUAAGCCAUUUGGUGAUUUGGAUAAGCCAGACAUGUAUUUUACAUUUUAUCCAGAAUUAUAUGGUACUAAACCAGGUUCCAUGGCUUCAUUUGCCUUUAGAUUACUUUUAGCAGAAGUCCCGUAUUAUUAUGGGAAACCAAAGGAAGCAUUAGAUAAACUACAUAAAGUUUUAAGCGUUGUCAAUGAAAUUUUGUCAAAUUUACAAGCUGACCUUAUCAGGGAAGCUAAUGAUACCAAUGUUACUAAUACAGAACAGAAAGAUGCUAUUAAAUUAUGGUCACGCAGAAAAUCAAGAGUAUUAAUAUCUAUCAUUAACUGUGCAGUUGGAAUGAAAAAUUACAUUUUGGCAGUAGAUAUAUUAGAAGAAUUAAGCAAAUCUCAUGAUUGGACGACAGAGCAAUUACAAAUAUUUCGAUCUAGCAUAGGAAGAAUAUAUUUGUUUCUCGGGGAUGUCUCUACAGCUGAGAUAUUAUUAAAUAAUAGAAUUAUUCAGACAACUACAACUACUGUUAGAGAAUUGGUAGAUAGAGGCUUAAUAGCAGUCGCAAAAAAUUCAUUUCAAGAAGCAUUUAAUUAUUUUCAAACUGCAUCUACUAUGGAUCCCUCUAAUGUUAUGCUGAUAAAUAAUAUGGCUGUUUGUCUUCUAUAUACUGGUCAGCUUAAAGCUGCUGUACAUUUGUAUGAAAAUGCAGUGGCAAGAAAUCCUAUGAAAAGCUUACAAGAACCAAUUUUGUUGAAUAUGUGUACUUCCUACGAGUUACAUACAAAUCAUUGUAAACAGACCAAAUUACAUUUACUUCGACAGCUAAAUAAAUAUAAAGGAGACGCUAUUGAUAUCCAGUGUUUAAAACUUGGUAUGUAGUUAAUACGAAAGAAGAAGUUUCUUAUGAAAAUUUAAUUAGCAUAAAAUGGCAACCAACGAGAUAUUUAAUAUAAAACAGUAUGUAUAUAUAUACACUGUAUAUUUUAGAAUAACUCUAUCUCCUGGACAAAUUGUCUUGGAAAAAUAAACAUUGUUUCACAAGAUCAUAAUGUGGUCGUGAAUAUAAUACAUUAAGUUUAAUUUUAAAUAGACAUUAAAAAUGUCUUAUCAAUUGUACAGAAACGUAUAUGAGAAUAAAAUCUAAUGGUCAUUUGAAUCUCAUGAAUAUAACAUCAUAGAGGAAGAGAUGUAUCAAAAAAUAAGAAAUUCUACAUUAGCGUCAAAGUAAAAUAGCUUUUAUUACAUCGGGAAACGAAGACAAUUUAACGAACGAUCAACAAGUGCUAAAGUUCAUCCUUCUUUCUCUCUUUUUCUCUUUCUAUAUCAAAUCCUUCCUUCGAUUCCUGUAUUAUUUUUUUUUCUUAUCAUCUAUUCUGCCAUUAUUUCCUUCUCUAUCUCUCUCUCUCUCUCUCUCUCUCUCUCUCUCUCUCUCUCUCUCUCUCUCUCUCUCUUUCUCUCUUUCUCUCUCUCUCUCUCUCUCUCUCUCUUUCUCUCUACUUAUUACUCUUACCAAUCCUUUUCCUAACAGUUAAUUACGAAUUCUUCCUACUCAUUAUUUAUAUAUUUCAUUAUUUUUUUUUUCUUUUUUUUUUUUCUUUUUUUUUUUUUUUUUUUUUUUUUUUUUUAUUGACUUAUCCAAAAGCGUGUUGUAACGUUUACUGAAAAUAUAUACUACGUAAGAAUAGGAAUACGUCUUGAAUUUCGUUCAUUUUCAUUCAUUUUACGAUUAUCGUGCGUUACUGUUAAGCAUAUACUCUAUAUCUUUUUCUUUUCUUUCUCUCCAUAUCUCUUUCUCUCUCUCUCUCUCCCUCUCUUUCUCUCUCUCUCUCUCUCUCUCUCUCUCUCUCUCUCAUCCUCACCUUUCUU